Molecule: messenger RNA, 655 nt
Organism: Chelmon rostratus (copperband butterflyfish)
Lineage: Eukaryota; Metazoa; Chordata; Actinopteri; Chaetodontiformes; Chaetodontidae
Gene: ddt
Product: D-dopachrome tautomerase
Exons: 3
Coding region: 79-435 (118 amino acids)
Molecular function (GO): phenylpyruvate tautomerase activity
Source: RefSeq, a predicted model, not a curated record
UUUGCUGUUUUAUAGCGGUUUCUCUGUCAUCGCCUUAAUACAGACUUGUCGGUAGGCUUGUUUUUAGCAGUCGUAAAGAUGCCUUUCAUUGACAUCCAAAGUAACUUACCGGCCACCUCAUUCUCUGAGGACUUUGUGAAGAAGCUGAGCUCCAGCGUUGCGGCUGCACUGGGAAAACCAGAGGACAGGAUGAACGUGGUGGUGAAGCCUGGUUUGCUGAUGCUGAUAGCUGGUUCUUGCGCUCCAUGUGUGAUGCUGUCAGUGUCAGCUAUUGGUGUAACUGACACUGCUGACAAGAACAAGGAGCACAGUGCCAAAAUCUUUGAGUUUCUGACCAGAGAACUUGGUCUGACUGAAGACAGGAUUGUUAUUCAGUUCUACGCAAUGCAGCCUCACCAGGUCGGGAAGAGGGGAACUGUCAUGAGCUUCUUGUGAUGGUUGUUAUUUUUGACAUAUCUCACAAUUUCAUUCCUAAAACAAGAAGGAGAAUAAGAAUACUAAUCACACACUAAUAUAAAGAUAGUUAUUUUCAUGUCAUACCCAGUUAGUGUCUGAACUAACUGAACAUGUUUUAUGUGUCUGAAGCUUUUCAUAAAGCUGUAAAAAAUGUUAAUUUCAUUUGUAACAAUUAAAAGACCUUUUGCUGUUAGUAUUC